This is a messenger RNA of Hypanus sabinus (Atlantic stingray), 2760 nucleotides long. RefSeq names its product lumican-like. The transcript has 3 exons. Gene Ontology annotation, molecular function: protein binding. The record is from RefSeq and is a predicted model, not a curated record. Bases 171 to 1199 code for a protein of 342 amino acids. Lineage: Eukaryota; Metazoa; Chordata; Chondrichthyes; Myliobatiformes; Dasyatidae.
AGGGCUAACGCUGCAGAAAGAGGCUGCGUUCUUUAGUCCCAUCCACAAAAUAAGAAACAGACCUCACACAGGGCUUGAUUUUUUCCAGACUCUUCUGCAGUCAAAUCCAGAGAAGCAGAACGGGAAUUACAAGGGAUUUACAAAUACGUACCAUACCAUACACUCCUACGAUGAAGCCUAUUCACCUUCUGGUAUUUGCUGUGCUUAUCAGCGGCGUAUUUUGUCAGUUUGAUUAUUUUUCAUUCCUUGGUGUUUAUGACCCAGCGUAUCUGGCACAGUUGCCAUAUCCAGUGUGCUCUGUUGAAUGCGACUGUCCGGUUGACUUCCCCAGUGCCAUGUAUUGCCACAACAGGAAACUGAAGACAAUCCCAGAUGUGCCAGCGCAGAUAAAGUACCUUUAUCUCCAGAAUAACCAGCUCACUAACAUUCCCAAUGGUGCUUUUGAGAAUGCUACCGAUUUGCAAUGGCUGGUCCUCGACGACAAUCAGCUCACUAACGGUAAGAUUGGGAAGAAGGCACUUGCAAAGUUAAAAUUCCUGAAGAGACUGUACAUAAACAGGAACAACCUGACAGAAGUUCUCCCCAACCUCCCCAAGUCCUUGGUGGAGCUGAAACUGUCAUCAAACAAGAUUUCAAAGAUCGGAAACAGCUUCAAAGGACUUGAAAAUCUGACCACACUUGUGCUUGAAGACAACAAGUUGACAGAUGUCGGUGGUGCCCUGAGCAAUUUGAAGUCUCUGCUUUACCUGGACUUGAGUAAGAAUGAGCUAACUAAACUACCUGAUGAGUUUCCGCCUACCGUGGAGAUGUUCUACAUAGAUAACAAUUACAUUGAGAGUAUUCCCAAGGACUACUUUACUAAAGGCAACAGUCUGCAAUAUCUGCGCAUGGCACACAAUAAAAUAACAGACGAAGGGAUCCCUGACAAAGUCUUCAACAUCACCACGCUGAUUGAGUUGGAUCUUGCAUUCAAUAAUCUGAGGUCAAUCCCUGUUGUUAAUGAAAACCUAGAAAACCUGUACCUACAGGCAAACAAAAUUCAAAAGUUCACCUUGAAUAGCUUCUGCCGGAUUAUUGGCACUGAGGACUUCUCCAAGAUGAGCCAUCUGCGCCUGGAUGGUAAUAAUAUUACUUACGCUAACUUACCCGUAGACAUGGCUCAAUGUCUCCGCAUGGCGACGGUAAUGGUAAUCAACUGAGAAGAAAAGUUUUUGAUUUAAAAUUGUUCAACGUAUAGCGCAAUCUAACAACGUUACAUCUUGUAUCUUCACAUAUUCAUAACUUUUCUAUUGGAUCUUCAGUCAAACAAAACUGACAAAAUAAUGGAAAACAAAUUAAUGUUACAGUAGUGUACAUUAGUAUGCAUCAAUGUACAGUAGUGUACAUCAUGUACAUUAGUGUACAGUAAUGCACAUUAGGUACAGUAGUGUACAUUAGUGAACAGUAGUGUACAUUAGGUACAGAUUAAAGCUGUGCAAUGUGGUAUUGUUUCAAAAUGGAUAAUUUUUUGAGUAAUGGAAUGUAGUUGGCUACCUGCUGUAUAACAAUUCAGACACAGUCAAAUAAAGCUUCCAAAUAAAAAAAACUUCAACUAGUGCGUACAAGUGCAAUGUUAAAAUUGAAUGAUAUUACUUCACUGUUUCGUUUGUAUAGAUUCCCUCAUGCAGAGCCCAGAGCCAUCUUUUGCUGUUCGGUAUACUGAUUUAUAUAAAUAUAUAUUUUAUGUGCACAAGAUCCAUCGGAACUUUAAUUUUAAAAGACUUAGUAAUAUUAUUAUAGGCUAUAUUUCAUAUGAACUUUAGAUUUGAAAAGAUUUCUUAUAAACAGCCAAGAUACAUUUUUUCUCAAUAAUUAUGGGAAUGCCUGGUGCCAUUGUUGUAACUCAGACUGAAUCAAUGAACAUAUUCUAUUCAUGAUUAUUUCACUCUGAUAAAACAGGACUGGAGGAGAAAAGAUGAAUCAUUAAGCAUAUGUGAGAAAAGGGAUUUAUUUGGGUUAAUGGAAAACAAGAAUAUUAUUUUACUUACCAACCAAGCCGCUUUCUUUCAUUAAUAGGUACUCUUGCAUAUAUCAUUUUUAAACAAUGAUAGCUUCUAAAAAUGUUAGAAUAAAUCUCCAUAGUUACAAUUAAAUAUUUUAUUCACACCUAUGUUUUAUGUUGUAAAUUGUGUAUGACAUUUAUGCAUCUUCCUUUGACAAUUUGUAUGCAACAUUGAAUAAUCUCUAGGAAAUAAAGCAUAGUUGAUUAAGUUGCAUUCCUUGUUAUCGCUUUUAGUUUAUCUGUUGCUUCUGCUUGAGUUCCCAGCCUUAAAUCUGCCAGAAUGUCAUUGGAAUGGUUUCACAAUAGUACUGGGUUUGACCAUCUCAGAUCUCUAGAAUCUAUUUGUUGUCGAUGUAUUCUGUCCUGUUCUCAAAUAGGCUAAGAGGUGGAACAGCUUCUGGACACCUCUGGGGUGAGGGGUGGUGAUAUUUACCCCUUUACAAAAAGGCCCUAUUUUAGCUGAUUGUACUGUGUAGCAUGGACACCCAGUAUGUAUGUGGUCUGGCUCAGUCUGUUCCCCAGACUUACCCUCUACCUGACCGGCAAAAUUAUUCAACCUGGUGAAAGCAAAAAACAAGAUUUGUUUCAGAACCUCACAAAAAUCCUUGUUCCAAAAUAAAUGAAAUGAGAGAUGUAUCAGUGACAUACCUUGUAUUUUUAACACUUUCUGAAAAAACAUUUAAUGUUUAUUGAAGACAUUAAAAUAUCUUACCUCCUCC